Messenger RNA from Acipenser ruthenus (sterlet), 2865 nucleotides. RefSeq names its product ubiquitin thioesterase otulin-like. Gene Ontology annotation, molecular function: cysteine-type deubiquitinase activity. Lineage: Eukaryota; Metazoa; Chordata; Actinopteri; Acipenseriformes; Acipenseridae. Gene Ontology annotation, biological process: protein linear deubiquitination. Gene Ontology annotation, cellular component: cytoplasm. The transcript is spliced from 8 exons. The coding region runs from base 259 to 1317 and encodes 352 amino acids. The record is from RefSeq and is a predicted model, not a curated record.
AAAACUCAUAAGUAGCAUAAAUUGACGUGACACAGAUACUAAUAUAAUUAUACUUUUAUAAUAUAAGCUGCCGUCCGUUCCGCUGUACUAUUUAUUUAGUCGAACAAAUAUGGUUUUGAAACAGCAGUUUUCAAACCAUUUAUGUAUUUACUUAAACUAAGAGCCAAGUGUCUUUACUUUCACUUUUGUAACUUCCGUAUUGAAAACAAGCCAGGUUCAACAAUGCGGCGUUGAGAAGGCCAACUCAGAACAAUAGGAAUGGGUCUCAUUGUGUGGAUCUUUGACUGGAUGUGCUUUACAGGUCAUUUCAUGUGGGAAGCUGGGCAUUCUUGCUUGAAUGUGUUUAUAUUGGUAUCGAUCUUGACACUUUUAACAGGAUACCUGUAUACAAAUGUCAGGGAAAACAACUCAGGUGGACAGAUGGUGGUCACAUCUCCCCCUGAACAUCAAAUCAAUAGUCCAACAGAAUGUGACUACAGUACAGCGCGUGAGAAAAAGACCCAAAGUGACUCGGUCACAUCCAAGGAGACUUUGGCCACAGCGGUCACAAAUUGUCCUGAUGGAGGAGACGCUGUGCAUCGCAUGAAGAUGGUAGAGCUGUGUGUUCAAGACAAAGACAAUGGGUGUUUAAGCAGAAGAAACCAGAGCAAUACAAGCCGUGCCAGUGAUCAGCCAUUCACAAGUGCUGAUGAAGAUCUCUACUGUGAUCUGGAUGACAAAGGGCUGGACAGUAAUAUGUAUCAUCAGCCAUCGCUAUACACGGAUGAUGAUUGUUUCCUAGAAAACCUGAAGAAGGACACCUCCUUUGAGUUACGGAAGAUUGUUUUUAAAGUCAUGGUCACAGGCAGGGAGUUGCCAUGCUGGAUCAACACAGAAGAAACCUUGCAGUUGCCAAAUAAGUUGUUCCAGGAAGGCUAUGCCUGGAUUAAUCAGUGGAACUUUGAGUAUAGGUCUGGUGGAAAUCCUGUUGAGAAACUUCAAGCAAGUUUAGAUGUCUUUCUGAAAAAGUGGGCACCGAUUUGUAAUUUAGAACCUCAACACGCUAGAGAACGGGCUUGUGAAAUCAUGUUAAAGAGCAAAGAGAUCGAGGAAAGAAUAUGUGAAGCCCUGAAGUUCCUGAUGUUAUGCAAAUCCAUUCAGAUGUAUAACAGGAUGGGGGAUGGAGAAGACGUGCCUGUUUUCUGCACUUUGCUUUUUGCAAGGAGCACAUCUCGCCACCCCUAUCACUUCAUGAUUAAUCAUCUCAACAUCUUGGGAUUAGAAAGCAGACUGAAGCAGAUGGAAGUGGAGCUGCUUCUAUACACCUUAUUCAGUUGACCUGCAGAUAUUAAAAUGAAUUAUAUUUAAAGCUGCCAACACAAUGUUAACAAGUCAUGGAGGUACAAUUUUGGUAAAUUGUUUAAAUAAAUAUUGUGUAACACAGUAUAAACCACAUAUGUCCUCCUAUUUUUAGUGCACGGUUUAAAUUCAAGAUUCUGUAACUAAGAAACGGAGACCCCCUACAGCAAAAUUAGAUAUGGAUAUCAACUUUGAUUUAUUCACAAACGACUUUUAAAUUAAUUUAAUUUUCCACAUGAUAUAUAAAAACUUUAAACGUGUUGUAGUGUUGUCCUUGGCAGUCCUUAGACAGAAACCUAUUUUUGAAGGUAAAAUGAAGAGAAGUUGUCAUUCAGCAUACAUAAUAAUUGGAUCAUAUUUGAGCAAGCAGCUUAAGUAAGGCUAUCAGGUAAAACACUCUGUUACACUGUUUUCCUAGAAAAAGGAGAACAUUUUGGUGGACCAUAUUUACUAAGUAAGGGUGAGUGAGGAAAAAUGGGCACUAAAAUCCCCACCCCCAGUCAUUCUGUAAGAAAUUGAUACUGUAUGUUUGGUAACAUUUCUACAUCUUUACAGCGUGUUUAUUAAGUUUUACCAAUUAUGAUUUUAUAUGAAUAUGAAUAUGAAAUACUUUCAGUUUAUAUGAAAAAAAAAAAGUUUUUAGUGCUUGGAAGCCUGUUUAAAAAUCCAGCAGAUUUCUGUUUCUUUUUCUAUAUAUCUUUGUUUCCUUGUCUUUGUGCUUAAAUAUUAAAAACAUAUAGACAUAAAUCAUGUUCCACAAAAAUCAAUUGUUAUAAUCUACACAGUUUAUGCAGUGAUUUUAAUACAGAAGAAAUAUGUCAAUGGCUAUAUGUAAAAUACAGUUUAUCAGUGUCGGCAGCCUUUAGAAUACUUAUAAACAACAUAUUCUCCUGCAUUAACUUACCUAAAUACAGUCUGAUGUGACUUCUGUCGUUUAGAAUCUCAAAAAGGAAGGCAGUGUAAUAUAUAAAAAAGCAUGAUUUGUUUUUUAAAUUUAGUCAAUAGGCAACAGACCAGUAGUGCUAAAGAUAAAAUACUGGUACAUAAUGUAGGUAAACACUGGGUUAUUGCAGCAGCCUAGCACAAACACGUGGUGUAGUUGAUGUAGUCUUUGUACAGUUAAAUGUGAAAAGAGCACUUUGUCUUCUUCAGAAUAUGUCCAUAAGGUAAAAUAUACAGAGCACUCUGAGUCCAUGCCAACCUGGUUUACUGAUACCUUACAAUGUUGUAAAAUACGUAAAUGUAUAACUUCUCAUAAGGCAUCAUUCCUCCUCGGUCUGUCCUGAGUAAUGUAUGUAAUGUUACUAUAAAUCAAUUAGAUCAUAUGAACACUUUGUAUAGCAGUAUGUAUAGUAUAAAUAUGUUCUGUAUAUUCUCUUCCUAACGUGGAGUUUGUAAACGACAGCAUUUUAUUGAAAAUAUAAGUUUUGGUUGUUGGUUUCUUUCCUUCGUUUAUAUUUACCAUGUUCAUCAUUGUUUUAUUUUUGUCAUUUAUUAAAAAUAAAUAAUUAUGUUUUUGACAAUUUA